Messenger RNA from Zingiber officinale, 923 nucleotides. RefSeq names its product GTPase activating protein 1-like. Bases 265 to 762 code for a protein of 165 amino acids. The transcript is spliced from 3 exons. The record is from RefSeq and is a predicted model, not a curated record. NCBI's taxonomy places the organism in Eukaryota, Viridiplantae, Streptophyta, Magnoliopsida, Zingiberales, Zingiberaceae.
UCUUUGAUAUUCGAUUGUAUUCAUCCUAAACGUGCACACCCUAUCAGAAUUCAGAACAAUCACCGGUGAAAUUGAGUCAACGCCGGGAGACCAUUUCUCAAGCAUCAAACUUUUCACAGCUACGGUUAAGGUAAAUUAGGUUGUUUAGGUCGAUCGGCUGUGCGAUGAUUGCGUAGACACAACGCCGUGGUUUGGUGGGUAUUUGGCUCCGUCAAUUUCUUGGCUUUCUAUUUUCAAUCCAAGGAAGAAGGGGCGGGGGAAGAAAUGGAGCAUGUGUUGGGGAUUCUUCGGAUUCGUGUCAUUCGAGGGGUGAACCUCGCCUAUCGCGACACCAGGGGCAGCGAUCCCUACGUCGUCAUUCGCAUGGGCACGCAGAAAGUGAAGACUGGUGUUAAAAGAAGGAAUGUCAAUCCCGAGUGGAAUGAAGAGCUAAGCCUUUCUAUUAUGGAUCCUACUCAACCGUUAAAACUUGAAGUGUACGACAAGGACAGAUUUACUCGAGACGAUCAAAUGGGCAAUGCCGAGUUCGAUAUCCGUCCACUGUUGGAGGUGUUCGAGAUGAAACUGGAGGGCAUUCCGGACGACACCAUAAUCUCAACCAUCAAACCGAGCAGCCAAAACUGCCUGGUCGAGGAGAGCCAUAUCAGGUGGCAGGGUGAGAAGGUGGUGCAAGAUGUGAUCCUCAGGCUCAGAAACGUGGAGUGUGGUGAAAUUGAACUGCAAUUGACAUGGAUCAAAAACCUAAAUAGUCGAAGCCAUUAAGCUUUCUCUAGCAACUCAUUGUAGAUCUUCUAUGUUCUUCUUCCUGUUUGAAUUUAAAAAAGAGAGUUUAAACUCUGUUCCAAAUUAUCUUGUAUAAUUAAGAUUGUCACUGUUCCAAAAUUUUAGUUAAAUUUGAACAGAGUCAGAAGAUUUAGGGGAUA